Molecule: messenger RNA, 2702 nt
Organism: Talpa occidentalis (Iberian mole)
Lineage: Eukaryota; Metazoa; Chordata; Mammalia; Eulipotyphla; Talpidae
Gene: LPAR3
Product: lysophosphatidic acid receptor 3
Exons: 3
Coding region: 218-1279 (353 amino acids)
Biological process (GO): G protein-coupled receptor signaling pathway
Cellular component (GO): membrane
Molecular function (GO): lysophosphatidic acid receptor activity
Source: RefSeq, a predicted model, not a curated record
UCUUCGGGCUCUGGAGCUUCGCAGCAGCGGCUGGAGAGGAGGCGCACUGCAGCCCUCGCGUCUGCGCGUCCUCCGCUGCUCCUUGCGCCUGGCCGGAGCCCGACCCCCGGUCGCCCCGUCGCGCUCGGCCCGAGGGCAUGCGGCAGCCGCGCGGGCCCCCGGCUCCCGGGCUCGGCGGCGCGGGCAAGUGCGAGCGGAUGUUCAGUUCUUCUCCACAAUGAAUGAGUGUCACUAUGAUAAGCGCAUGGACUUUUUUUAUAACAGGAGUAACACUGACACUGCCGACGAGUGGACAGGAACGAAGCUGGUGAUUGUUUUGUGUUUUGGAACGUUUUUCUGCCUGUUUAUUUUUUUUUCUAAUUCUCUGGUCAUCGCAGCAGUGAUCAAAAACAGAAAGUUCCAUUUCCCCUUCUACUACCUGUUGGCUAACCUGGCUGCUGCAGAUUUCUUUGCUGGAAUUGCCUAUGUCUUCCUGAUGUUUAACACUGGCCCAGUUUCAAAAACUUUGACUGUCAACCGCUGGUUUCUCCGCCAGGGGCUUCUGGACACUAGCUUGACUGCCUCCCUGACCAAUCUGCUAGUUAUUGCCGUGGAGAGACAUAUGUCAAUCAUGAGGAUGCGGGUCCACAGCAACUUGACCAAAAAGAGGGUGACUCUGCUCAUUUUGUCCAUCUGGGCCAUUGCCAUCUUUAUGGGGGCAGUCCCCACACUGGGCUGGAAUUGCCUCUGUGACAUCUCUUCCUGCUCUUCCUUGGCUCCCAUUUACAGCAGGAGUUACCUCAUUUUCUGGACUGUGUCCAACCUGAUGACCUUCUUCAUCAUGGUUGUGGUGUACCUGCGGAUCUACAUGUAUGUCAAGAGAAAAACCAAUGUCUUGUCCCCACAUACGAGUGGGUCCAUCAGUCGCCGGAAGACACCCAUGAAGCUAAUGAAGACGGUGAUGACUGUAUUAGGGGCCUUCGUGGUGUGCUGGACCCCAGGCCUGGUGGUUCUGCUGCUCGACGGCCUGAACUGUAAGCAGUGUGGUGUGCAGUACGUGAAAAGGUGGUUCCUGCUGCUGGCGCUGUUCAACUCUGUCAUGAACCCCAUCAUCUACUCCUGCAAGGAUGAGGACAUGUACAGCACCAUGAAGAAGAUGAUCUGCUGCUUCUCUCAGAAGAACCCGGAGAGGCGCUCCUCCCGAAUCCCCUCCACUGUCCUCAGCAGGAGCGACACGGGCAGCCAGUACACAGAAGAUGGCAUCACCCAGGGCACCGUCUGCAACAAGGGCAGUUCCUGAGCUCCUGAGUCCUCUUCCCCGUGGCCCAGCGGGGCCUUCUCUGGCAAAGAGCUGUUACGAAUGGUACCUGCCUCUAACAAAACCCACACACAGUGUUACUCCAGGUCUGAAUUAGUCAUUCUAGGUUAUAAAAAACAGUUUUUACAUAGUCUAAAAGCACAGGUAGUAGAGAGGACACACUGCGUUUAGAGAAAACGCAUGGGGUGAGGGAAGAUGGCACAGGGGAUUCCGCUUGAUGUCCUGAGGGCCCCUGGCGGCACCACGGCCCUGCUAUUCACUUUGAGCUUGGCCACCAUCUUGUAGCCAUUCGCUUGGUGUUUUUAAAGGAUGUUAUUAUAGGGCUUAGGUCAAAAUAAAUAAUAAUGUUACUUGAGCCACUUUAUGUAGCUAUUUGGAAUGCCUGUGUAGUUCUUUCUGCAUGCAAAGUUUUAAAAAAUGCUUUGGCAAUGAUAUUUUCAUCCUCAAAGAAACCUGGCCACUAGUUAUGUGUUCAGUAGGAAUCUCAGAAAAACAAAUCAAUAAAGACUCCAGACUGAAUUUGAUUUUUAACUGAAAGAACAUGCUGAGGAAAAAGAUUUGAUGUAAUAACAAAAAAAGUAAAUAUUAAAUAUUUAUUUUGAAAUGAAAAAGAGACCUUGGCAUGGUCCUGUAUGCUUAUGGAUUUGGGCCUAUUUAUUCAUUUCCACUUUGUAUUCAAAGACACAGAGGACAGUGAUGGUGAAAUAAAUUCAGAGGCCACCUUGACUCCUACUCUCGGAUAAUCGCUGUAGAAAUGACUGGUUCUGAACAAAGGGAGAAAGAUGUGAUUCCUUUGCAAACAGACAUACAGCAGAGUAAAAGGUAUAUGGAUAAUCAGGCUGAUUUCCUUCCAUAUACGAUUAAAUGGAGCUCAACACGAAGCUUUAUUUUCAGUUACCUCCCUACCCCUAGUGACUUGUCAGAUUUAGUAUGUGGAAUAAUUUUCACAUCUCUAUUUUGCCCACGGUUAUUGACAUACUUCUAGUACACUUUGCCUUACUUUUGAUCUGGGUUCUUUCAAAAAUGUUUCUCCUUCAAAGAACUAAGUAGACAACAUGAAAGGCAAGUCAGUAAGGGAAAAAAAAUGUUUCAUACACAUAGGCUACUGACCAAAGUUUUCUAUGUAAAGCAUUUAGAUAGUAUAUUCUGAUUUUAAAUAAGAAUAACUUCAAGGCAAAUAUAGUAUUUAUGUUGUUUGCAAAAGAAGUUUACAUUUUUUUGGCUAUUGUGAUGUAACAUUUAUGUGCAAGUACUACUUGUAAUAAAAGAAUUUGAAAAGUCAUGCUUUUAAAUAUAAUGGCCUGAAAUAGAGUAUUAUGAUUUGAAGGUGUAAAUUUCACAAAUUCUGUAUAGUAAGUCAUCUAUCUGAUGCUUAUGUCAAAGCUCUAUAUAAAAUAAAAUUUAA